AUGACACCGUCUUUGUGCAUACUAGAACAUGAACCCCAAGCACCCCCCCAAGCUUGUGGUUUUCGAAAAUAUGUUCCUCCGCCAGGUCACUCUCGCAUUAUUGGACUUGACAAGACAAAUAUUGAGACUUAUUCCAAUAAAAUCGCAAGUUCCCCACAGGUAGUAUCAGUUUUUGACGAAUGGAAGGCGCAACUAGCAGAGCCUUUUUACGGGAUCACGACCGACGGACAUCGCCAGGAAGGGAUUUUUGGGAGAGCUGAUGAGGGUGCCCCAAUUGAGGAGAUGGUCGCCGCGGCUAAGGAAAUCCAAGCUGUACUUUCAGACGCAGAGCUACGUGCUGUUAGCUACGGAAUUGACUCUGAUUCUUGGUUACUGCUAACUGGCAUCAGGAGAAAAUGGUCCAAUCCGGAAGUAUUAAUCUUCAAGUAUGGGCUACGGCUUCACACACUCGCGACACACAAAAUCAAAGCAAUCCUCAAGCUAGUAGAGGCUAGCUUGAGCGAAGCAGGAUACCAAAAGGUUAUUGGUGCGAUGGAGUUGAAUCAUUUCCUGGGAGAAUUGGUCCACGCGGCGCCUAUUCUCAACCGAUACAGCUACCAAUUCGCAAUUUACGAAACGCCCUCGACAACUAAGCCAUGGGGCUUUUCCCUGACUGGGCAUCAUGCCUGUGUGAAUAUCUUUAUUCUGGGGAAGCAGAUGACAAUCAGUCCUGUUUUUCUCGGUGCUGAACCAAAUGAAAUCGACACAGGGCCACGCAAAGGUCUGAGUCUCUGCGUCGACGAAGAAACCUAUGGGUUAAAGCUGAUGCAAACUCUCCCGAAAUCCCUCCAGCAAAAAGCCCAAAUUUACACUGAAAUGUACACCGAUCAGAUGCCUCCCGGCCGGUGGAACCCAUACGAUCAGAGGCAUCUCGGUGGCGCAUUUCAAGACAACCGCAUAAUUCCAUACGAAGGCAUCAAAGCGACGGAGAUCCCUUCCGCACAGCAAGAUCUCCUGCUCACGGUCAUCGCCUCAUUUCUGGUCCUCCUCCCGCUUAAUCCUUACAGGGCCCGCAUGCAACAGAUUAAGAAUGCCCUAGAUGAGACCUACUUCUCUUGGAUCGGUGGCUUCGGCGAUGAGGAUCCGUUUUACUAUCGGAUCCAGAGUCCGGUAAUUAUGGUGGAAUUUGAUCACCACUCUGGCGUUUUUCUGCUCAAUGAGGCACCGGCCAAGCAUCAUGUUCAUACCAUUAUCAGGACUCCGAAUGGGAAUGAUUAUGGGAGGGAGUUGUUGAAGGAGUUUCGCAAUGGGGUGACGAGCAAAGAUUUUUGA
Penicillium robsamsonii is the source of this 1311-nucleotide messenger RNA. Its product is annotated as DUF3500 domain-containing protein. The transcript is spliced from 6 exons. The record is from RefSeq and is a predicted model, not a curated record. The coding region runs from base 1 to 1311 and encodes 436 amino acids. Lineage: Eukaryota; Fungi; Ascomycota; Eurotiomycetes; Eurotiales; Aspergillaceae.